Molecule: messenger RNA, 1313 nt
Organism: Marchantia polymorpha subsp. ruderalis
Lineage: Eukaryota; Viridiplantae; Streptophyta; Marchantiopsida; Marchantiales; Marchantiaceae
Source: the annotation of a GenBank genome assembly
CUUCCCGCGGCCUUUGCUGACUCACCGGAGCAGACGAGAGCCGGAAGAGCCAGCCGGUCAUGGCGCCUCCCUGGCUCAACGUCUCGAGCGCGCAAGACGAUGAGCGCGAGAGAUGGAGUGACGAGGAGCAUCCAUUCGGGCCUCGAAUUCUGCGGCGGAGAGUUGGAGCACGGGCGCGAUUUCGAUUCUGCUGAGGUGAUAAACAGAGCAGCAGCCAGGUCUCAAAACUGCGGAUACUUGUAAUAUCUUAGCGGGUUGGGGAAGUCUGUGAAUAUGCAGGCUGCCGUAGGGAAUGUGGUCUGCACCUCACCACUUUGCCGUUCGGAUGCCUACCGAUUCAGUCCCUUACCGAGUGCUGGCUUGGAAGGACGAAGGCUUCAGUCAGUUUCUGGCCAGCAAAGGUCGCAAGGCUUUAAAUUGGGGCCUUGGAGAUGUAGAUCACGAGUAGUGCGCCCAUGCCAAUCCUCGGACUGUGUUGAGAAAGUCGAUUUCGGAAUUCAUACGAUUAAAGCAAGCGCAAACUCUGCAAGCACAAGGAACGUUGGCAAAGGUUUGGCUUUGUUGGGGAGUGGAGGUAUUACAUUCUGCACAGCAGGAGACGUAGCCCAAGAGAAUGUGGUCGAUGCGUCAGGUCAAGGAGGGGAAGUCACGGCUGACACAGGUCUCAGUACCUUGUUCACUGCUGCCUUCAUCGGCCUUAGCAUGCUAACGAUUGGUGUUGCAGGCCCUGCUCUCGCAGAGGCGGUUCCGGUGGAGAUGGUGGAUGACAGUCAAUAUUGGUGGGAAGUCUUGCUAACAAGUGGAGCUUGCGGGAUUAUAUAUCUUCUGGUCAUCCCGGCUAUUAUCUACAACUACUUGCGCCUUCGUUGGUACAAAAGGAAUGCACUGGAGACUUACUUUCAGUUUAUGUUGGUGUUUAUCUUCUUCCCUGGGUUGCUGUUGCUGGCUCCGUUUAUUAACUUCAGGAGACUACCGAAGGAGGGCACAGAAGCGCCUUGAUCUAGCUAAUUUGUACUUUUAGUAGAAGGUUUGAAGCAUGGAAUUGAACUUGAGUGUUACAUUCGGUAUUUAACAUUCAAACAAUGUUGUACAUCAAGCAGUUGUAUUUUCACUUGCAUGAUAUGGCAGCCUGUCAAUCCUGUGGAAUGAUGAUGUAAUGAAUUAAGGACCCAGCUGCUUAUAACUUCAUAGUCAUCUUGUAGCAAGAUCUGUCCUAAAUACUUAUUUUAGUCAUCACAAACUAUUCGGUGUUGCAUUCUGGAAUGCACGAUGUUAACAGGAAAUGUAUCACAUUAUCCUGUACUGAGGGAAAU